Molecule: messenger RNA, 405 nt
Organism: Oikopleura dioica
Lineage: Eukaryota; Metazoa; Chordata; Appendicularia; Copelata; Oikopleuridae
Source: the annotation of a GenBank genome assembly
AUGACCACAAGCUACAGGCGCGAUUCCGACAUUCCCCGACCAUUUGGAUCGAAGAACGACGCCAUCCGAAAUGCUCGAUACAAGAAUGGAGUUCUCAUCGAAGACGACGAAGCGCACAUUCGAAACAUCAUGAAAUACAAAAACCCGGCCAACACAAAAUACGCUGCUUGGAUUGUUUCCAACUGCGAAGCAACAGCUGGAGCAUCGCAGCGAUUCGACUACGGACAACGAUUGGUCGAAGCCGGCUUAAAACUGGACGGCUACGGUGAGUGCUGGAACAACACCAUCAUCGAGAGCCCCUGGCAUGGGGAUCAUGGCGAGCCUGGCCUUAUUUCAAAGGAACGCGUUGUAGAACAUCGUCUGAUCCGCUCUAUCUCUCCUCAAGAAUCGUGGUGCUCUUGUUAG